Molecule: messenger RNA, 2423 nt
Organism: Momordica charantia (bitter melon)
Lineage: Eukaryota; Viridiplantae; Streptophyta; Magnoliopsida; Cucurbitales; Cucurbitaceae
Gene: GALS1
Product: glycosyltransferase family protein (DUF23)
Cellular component (GO): cytoplasm
Molecular function (GO): glycosyltransferase activity
Source: RefSeq, a predicted model, not a curated record
GACCCUUAUUUGAUUUUGCCUGCCCACAACCCAACCCGAACCGAUAAUUAGCUUUUAAGAGGGACCAAAUAAAUGGCCAUGGGGCUGACCCUCUGAGCUUUGCUUUCUCUCGUAGUCGCCUUCACUUGAUCUCUGCAACUUUGAAUUUCGUAAGCCGAAAUCGAAUCGAACCGAACCGCUCGCCCUGUGGAUUCAAUAUUCAUAUAGCCCAGCCCAGCUUCACUUAUCCCAUCACCGACAGCCACAGCCACAGCGAAAGAGACGCGGAGGAGCAAAUUUCCCCUUCCUUCCGCCGAUGAGGAAAGACGGACCGCCCGCCUCCCUCGCCGGCGCCAACGUCAGUAAGCUGUUCACCUGUUUCGAGGCCAGGCCUCUGGUCGCCACAUGUCUUGCCCUCACUCUUGUCAUGCUUCUCUGGAAUCUCCCUCCUUACUACCAGAAUCUCCUCUUCACCCCCUCCCGCUCCUGCUCCGCUCCCACCAACACCACAACUACUUCCAUUUCCACUCACACCAAUCUCACCAUUGCUCCAAAUGGCUCUCUCCCCUUCACUGCUUCUGCCGCUGCCAAAAAGUACUCUACCCCCACCGCCAUCCGCCCCGAUCCCAACAAGCGACUUUUCCAGCCAUUUGGUAAUGCUGCCGCUUUAUUCGUUCUGAUGGGAGCCUACAGAGGUGGACCCCGGACUUUUGCUGUUGUCGGCCUUGCUUCCAAGCCCAUUCACGUCUACGGCCAUCCCUGGUACAAAUGCGAGUGGAUCUUCAACAACGGAUCUUCCAUCAGGGCUAAGGCCUACAAGAUUCUUCCGGAUUGGGGCUAUGGCCGUGUCUACACCGUCGUGGUCAUCAAUUGCACGUUUCCGCUCAAUCCGAAUCAGGACAAUUCAGGUGGAAAGCUUACCAUCAAUGCGUACUAUGGUCAGUCUCCGAGGAAGUACGAAAAGUUCACUACGUUGGAGGAAUUGGCAGGCUCUUACAACCACUCCAAGUCGCCCCCUUUCGACUACGAAUAUUUGUACUGCGGUUCGUCUCUGUACGGGAACCUCAGUGCGGCGAGGAUUAGAGAAUGGAUGGCAUACCAUGCGUGGUUCUUCGGGCCUAAAUCUCAUUUCGUGUUUCACGAUGCCGGUGGGGUGUCCCCUGAGGUGAGAGCCGUCCUGGAGCCGUGGGUGCGCGAUGGAAGGGUAACAGUUCAGGACAUCAUAGGACAGACAGAAUACGAUGGGUAUUACUAUAAUCAAUUCCUGAUAGUGAACGAUUGCCUGCACCGAUACCGACACGCGGCAAAUUGGACGUUUUAUUUCGAUGUGGACGAGUACAUCUAUUUGCCUGAGGGCAACACCUUAGAGUCUGUGUUGGAGGAGCUAUCUGAAUAUACGCAAUUUACGAUCGAGCAGAACCCUAUGUCCAGUGUGCUGUGUUUGAACGAUUCAUCCCAAAAUUACUCCAGGAAAUGGGGUUUUGAAAAGCUGCUGUUCAAGGACAGCAAGACUGGAAUCUGGAGAGAUCGAAAGUACGCGAUACAAGCAAAGAACGCAUAUGCUACGGGGGUACACAUGUCAGAAAAUGUGAUUGGAAAAACAACGCACAAGACAGAGUCGAAGAUUAGAUACUAUCACUACCACAACUCCAUCAUGGUGAGAGGGGAACUUUGUAGGGAAUUCCUCUCCAUCUCCGCCAUCAAUAACGUCACAAUAUUCAACAAAGUCCCUUUCGUAUACGACGACAAGAUGAAGAAGCUUGGCGACACCAUUAAGGAAUUUGAGCUAAACGUCAUCGGUACGGCCAAUGCGAAGCUCUUCUCCUAAUUUCAUUACAACUUUAGCUUUUACGUCUUCCAAGUCGCGAACUGGUUGUGGGAAUGUGUGAAUUGUAAGUAUGAGUUAUGAAUUUAUGUGGUGGAGAUGGAAUUGGGGAUCGAGCAGAACCGAAUGAUGCAUGAAGAUUGAGUCGCUGACCUUUGUAACCAUGGAUGGGGGAGUGGAAUUAUAUUUGCCCAAACUGUACUCCUCCUGGGCUACCCAUCUACCCUGCAACGGCAAGUGGUAACUGGUAAGGUAAGAGAGAGAAGACUCAUUUUGAAUCCAAGGAUAGAAAAGAAUCCAAGUCGGUAAUUGCGUUGAGAUUGUAAUACUAAUGAUGUUGGUGUUGCAUUGUUGUUGAUAAAAUUAAAGGUAAUUAGAUGAGGUGAAGUUGAGUGGAUUGAGCGAGUGUUUUAUUUGUUUAAUCCUUUCUACUUUUAGCUUUACCCUUUUUUUUUUUGGGGACUAUAAGUGGGGUUGGGGGAAAGAAAAUUGAUGUGAUUGGGCAUUGAAUUUGCUCCCCUGAUCUUUCUUAGCUUUAAUAAAGUUUUACAUAAAUUUAAGCAACCAAGCGUGUUGAAAUUGAGCGAUCGAUUUGAUGAGCUUAGUAAGGACAAGAAGU